Molecule: messenger RNA, 5711 nt
Organism: Drosophila miranda
Lineage: Eukaryota; Metazoa; Arthropoda; Insecta; Diptera; Drosophilidae
Gene: Drep2
Exons: 3
Coding region: 1106-2536 (476 amino acids)
Biological process (GO): apoptotic process; regulation of apoptotic process
Source: RefSeq, a predicted model, not a curated record
AUGGCAAAUAUAGUUCUAGUGCUGCCGAAAAUAGGAAUUGAUUUGCAUUUCUGCUCGGCUUGAAAUGUUUAAAUGCGACUGUUUUUAAAUUUAAAGGAAUAUAUAAAGACUUCCAUUAGUGAUAGUUAUUAAAAUAGAGUUAACUUUAAAAAAUUCGCACUGCCAAUAGCGAAAGCGUAUGUGUGUGGAGCCUCUCAGCAAGUAAAGGCGUGUGUACCAUCAUCUCCCUUGACCAAUACAAAAACUCGGUGCAAAGGGAAUGUAGGAGUGUGAUCCUUCAACAGCCUGUAGUGGUUGGUAAAGUUAUUAACUAUAUAUGUAUCUAACGCAGGAGUUUCAAAACGCGUGUGCUGUGGUCUUAUUCCCAAAAAACGCAAUCGGAAAAGUACGUGAAAAAGCGAAAAUGUGUCUCCGCCAGCGAUAACGGUACUUUAAUGCGCUCUCUCUUGGCAAAAGAUGAGCCGACAGCCGCACCUAUAAAAGUGGGCGUUAGGUGUGCGUUCGCAGAUAAAAAACAAUUUGCUUGUUUGAAAGUGUGCAGCCUCCUUUGAUUGUUUAAACAAAUUCUAGGAUAAAUAAAAAUAAAUACUGUUCAAAUACCAAUACACACCUAUAUAUACAGGCACGCACUCUCACACACAAGCACACUAACGCAUGACAUAAAGACAGAGAGAGAAAAAAGAAAGAAAGGAACAAGAAGCUCCAACCAAGCAGCAUCGGCGCGUUGGAGAGAUAUGCGGGCAGAGAAGAUUGAAAAUAAACGUGUAGUAGAGAAUUUUUGAGACACACACACACACAAACAUCCGCCCACCCACACACGUUCUCUCAUUCCUCUCACUCACUCUCUCUCUCUCUGUCAUUUGCUCCAUCCUUCUCUCUCGCUACUAUCCCGUUUGCCGCCCACUUACAAACCUACACAACCACCCACUCACACACAUACUCUUGUACAUAUAUAUGUAUGCGCGAAGAGUGUAAGCUUUGUUGUUUCUGCUGCUGCUACUGCUGCUCUUGUUAGCCGCCGCCACGGUGGAGGCUGGCCUGGCUGCUUCUGCUGAAGCGCAAAUGGCAGACCCUCUGAGCGGGCGCUGCUUGUGAGAAUGUCGUAAUGGCCAGAGAGGAGUCUCGCGGCAAGAGACCACUGAAAAUCUGGGACAGUUGGCGGAAUGUGCGUAAAGGCGUUGUAGUUGGAACAUUCGAGGAGCUCUUGGUGCGCGGCAAGGACAAGUUGGGGGUUCCUGCUUCAGAACCAGUGCGCGUUGUUCUGGAGUGCGAUGGAACCCAAAUCGAGGAUGGCGAAUACUUUCGCACCCUGGCCAACAAUACGGUCUUGUUGCUGUUGAGGCAGGGCGAACGCUGGUAUCCAACUGGAGUGGAUGUCAUAAAGGCUGCCAUAUCAGCUAUACCGAAAAUCGUCUGUGAGACGAUCCAUGCACUGGAACUGCAUGAUGAGACACCAUCGUGGAAGAUUAUGGAUAACAAAGGGCGUGUCACGGUCGUCUUGCACUGGGAUCAGCGGCAGGGAGGGGGCAGUGGUGGAGGCGGCGGUGGGGGCGGCGUUGGCGGCGGCAACAUAUGCUCCGGCCUGGGGAGCAGCAACGGGCUGCUUUCCUCCGACAAGUACUCGCCCUCGAAGAAGGGCCUCUCCGCACAGAGUUCGCUGGACAACAAGUCGGUGUCGUCGCAGUCCUCGCAGCCGCGCUACGCCAGCCCCCAAAUAACGGUGAUCAGCGACGAGGGUCCGGCGAGUAUAUACCAUCCCGGCGGAGUGGUCCUGCCGCCAGGAGUUGUGAUACCCGGCGGCAGCAGGCGCCUGUCCAAGCAGGGCAGCUCCUUCGACAGCACCGUGGGUGUGGGGGCCGUGCACGUUCACACGCCGGAGUGCGCCCACCACGCCCAUACGCCAAGCAGGGCCGGCAGCCCCAGCACCACGGAAUGCGACUUCCACUGCUGCGCUCUGCACGAGGAGGGGCGGAAGAUAGCCGUGCACAAGAGCGUGGCCACGUCGCCCAUCCAGGACGGGAGCAGCAGUCCCCAGCCGGCAGCGACGCUGGCCAUGUCAUCAUCGGUUAUGGAUCCUAUGCUGGGCGGCAGCGGCAGUAUGCGGCGCUCCUCGGGCACCAAGGGUCACGUGCGUUUCCUGGACAUUGCCCCAGAGCGGGACAGCUCCGAGAGCGAGACGGAGAACACGGUGAUGGAGGACGACAAGACGACGACCGAGAAAUUUCUGCUGCUGAUCGAUCAGUUAUCGGUGGACCAGAAGCGCCAUCUCAGCAUCAAGGAUAUCGGCAUCAUCCUGGAGCGCCUCAACUCUAAGAUACUCGAUGUGGAGCGUCUGGAUCGCGAGUCCGAGUCGGAUGACUGCUACAACUGGACGAUAAAGGCAACAAUACGCGGCGACGCGCUCCGCGAACUGGGCGUCAUCUACAAUGGCAACUACUACGCCAUUUCUGAGCAUCCCGGCUACAAGGAGGAGCUGGAGGAGAACGGCGAGGAGGUCGAGGAAGAGGAGGAAGAGGACGAGGAGGAUAGAAUUUAAACGCAACCAGAUACGGGCAAACGCAAACGCAAACGCAAACCCAUUCAUAGCCACUAAAGAAUAAACACAAUUGCAGAUAGCUAAUGCUCAGAGAGGUAUCAAUAAACUAGCGCAUUUUACAAAUGGAAAACGAAAAUAAUUGGAAAAACGGGAGGCUACAUCUCACACAGACAGACAGACACACACACACAAAUGCAUACAGACAUAUACAUAUAUAUAAAACUUAAUAUGAGAAUAUGAGAAUAUAAUAAUGCAAGUCGCACAUUGUACGAUAGUGAAGUAAGCAUAACAAAAGUCAGUUCAGUCCCAAAAAUCCACACACGAAACCAGAGAAAGACAAAGACAACACCCCCCCCAUGUAAACGCAGUUUUUGUAGCACUUAGCGAGAGAAUUCCUCAAGACGGGAAAAGCGAUCCCAACCAAACAAGAGCACUUGCAUACCUACCAUUAUAGUAACUUUCCCAGAGUCCCAAAAUUCUCACCCACUUUGUUGUUAUUGUUGUUGUAUAAAAGUCAUGUCAUGUUCCGUGUACCGUAUGCCAAACGAGCCUUAUUUAGUUGGAUAGCCCAUAUACAUGCAUAUAGCCGACUCCGACUCCGACUACGAGCGUCACUUGCAUAAGUCGAAAUCUAAUCUAAACCACGUGAACUCUAAGUUGCCAAAGAGAAGAUAACAGAGACUAUAAAUUGUUGUUGAGAAGAAAAACGAAAAACAAAAAACGAAAAACCAAAGAACGAAGAAGAAAACUGUAACUGUAAACUGAAUUCAAAAUCUUCUAAAUGUAAAUCAGAAUUGUUUGUACUCGUAUUCCGUAUUCCUAUGUAGGAAGAUCCUCAGUUCCUUCAAUACUAUCAUAUAUACAUAUAUUGUUAUUUUCCCAUAAUCCCCCAUUCAGAAUCCUCAUGCGAAACUGCCGUUACUUGUAGUGUUGUAAAACGUUCAACGUUCAAGUGAAAUUUAAACGUAAAAAGCGUAAAAACAAGGGGAAACCAUAAGAAAAUGCCUGAUAUCGAAGUAUUACAUAUUGUAGCCUAUUGUCACACAUUGAGUUGAGCACACACACACAACCCAACCCGUAGCCGAUUCAUCUACGUCCCAUGUUCCUAGGCGGAAAUAUCAGAGAAGGGAGCAAAUCGAAAUUAGAAUUAUAGAUGUGUGUGCAUCAAGGAAAAAAACACUGCCAAACCCGACAUCUCACUGUAGUAGAUCAUCAUAGCCAGAUCAUGUCCAGUUCCGUUCCCCGUUGAGUUUAGGCUUCCCGAUCCACUGUGAUCGUUCGGGUGUCACGAGCAGCAACGGAAGGGGCCCCUCAGCAUACAAAUACAUACAACCAUACAUACGAGUAUAGGCAGAGUUAGGUAAGACGAAAAAAGCGUAUCGAUGUCAUUGGUUAAGCUAUAGAAUUGUUAUUGCAAAUGCGAAUGCAAAUCGAAGUUGUACAGACGGUUUUCGGCUGCGAUCGAGUCGAAACGAAGCACCAACCAACCAAAGCAAUCGUUAUGCCGCGUGACGAUCGUAUCAAUCGUGUUUCUUCUCUUCCCUAGCAGUCGUAGCUGGUCUACGCUGCUCGCAACGAUCUCGCUCGGUACCAAUGGGCCUUAAACACACUCAACAGUUUCCAAACUUUCCGUUGUCUGAUCGAAGUCUGUUCCGAACGAUUCGAACAGCGUGCUCGUGCGCUUUGAGAAGCAUAAAGAACCAAAAGAAAGCAAACAAUGGACAAAUAACGCAAUCUCUUUCCACAGUUAAGAUCAAUCACACAUCUGUGUUCUGCCAAAAAAUAAAUAAACAAAAAUAUAAAACAAAGAACAAUGAACAAUGAAAAACUAAGGUAAUAACGAAAUGAAAUAAAAUGAAAUGAUUCUUUAACAUGCAUUUGUCCAAGGCACAAACUAGGCAUUAAACCGAAAAAGAUAUACAUAGAUAAAAGCGAGGCCCUAGUAUGUAUGUAUAAAUGAAAAAUUGAUAAUUGAUAACGAUAAUAAGUGGAAAGUUGAAGUCGAGCGAGGAGGAAGCCGAAAGCAGGAAAGCAGGAUGGCGGUUGUGUGCAGCUCCGGAACGAAAGCGACAAAACGAGAACUCACAAUUAGCAAACGGAAAACAAAUUCAUUAGCGUUGUUUUAAUUUAUUAGUAAGUCGAGAACGAAUGCGCCCGUAAUGUGCAACCCAAACACGAUCAUGAUCAUGAGAUGAAUACACAAAUAUACUAUAUAUACUAUAUGUAUAUAUGUAUAUAUAUACUGUAUGAUUAAGCCGCAGAGUACAGAGGGAGUGAAGUGGAGUGGAGUGGAGUGCAGGGGCAGUGGCAGUGGCAGUGGAGUCCGAUCGAGUGAGGUGGAAAUCGAGUGCCGAUGAGCAUUUCUGCGUAUAUAUAGAAUCGACCCAUACCUAUACGGCGUAUACAUAUACAUAUGUAUGCAUGUGUAAAUGCCCCAAGCAGCAUUGCAUAAUAAGAAUGAAUAAAACGAGAGAUUACGCAGCACAUCGUAUAUGCACCACCAGCAUACGGGUAUACAUGUGUGUAUGAUAACUCAGCUUCCAUACUGAUACAGACUUCUUCAACUGACUUCCAUAAUCAUAAUCAUUGUUAACAAUUAACUAUAGAGGAUAACGCUUUAAGAGACAAACCCACACCACACCAAACCACACGAAUCUUGUUUCCCCAUCAAUCGUUGCGUUUUGGUUCAGUUAAGAUUAGGUUCUGUUGUUGAUCCCCAAAGGUCGUCCCGGAAGAGCGGUCCCGACCCUCAGACUCUCAGACUCGUCACACACUCUGUGUAAAUGCAAUCAGUUAGAUUUAUAAGAUGAAUAAACGAAUGGAAAACCAAACAAAACAAAAAAUGUGCUGCAAAGUAAGCGAAACGAACGAAAGAACCUCCUCCCCGCCAAAUGCAAUCAACUGUUUUGCAAGUACUCGGUAAUGUAAUAUCCAUACCAGAAGGCAGGGCAGGUGGCAGGCGGCAUGCGGCAGGGGGAUAAGCCUUAGAGGAAAGAGGAAUGUCAAGUAAUUGUUGCAGGCAGCCGAGAAUGAUGCCACAUUAUGCGUUAAAUUGUUUUAAUAGUGCGAAUAUUACGAAUAAAUUGAUCAAUUAGCAUAUACAACAAAACAUAAAACAAAACGAAACGAAACAAAACAAAACAAAACAAAGAAGAAAACCAAACGACAAAACAUA